Sphaerulina musiva SO2202 is the source of this 2458-nucleotide messenger RNA. RefSeq lists its product as uncharacterized. The transcript has 2 exons. The record is from RefSeq and is a predicted model, not a curated record. The coding region runs from base 349 to 2109 and encodes 586 amino acids. NCBI's taxonomy places the organism in Eukaryota, Fungi, Ascomycota, Dothideomycetes, Mycosphaerellales, Mycosphaerellaceae.
CAGCGUUUGACUGCACCGCGCCUCUGUAGACACACAUACACACUCCGUACCUGCAUCGCAAUCGCCUCCCCGAUCGAUCACAUUGCCAGGCACCAGUCCAUUAUUUCCAUCGCUCUCCCACCGUACCUGCGUCUCACUAGACCCGAGACACGCGCGAACACGUUCAAAGCACGCGUGCGAAACAUACGUCGAGCGACUCUCCUGCCUUCCCACACCCGUCCGCGACACUGCGCAAACGAGCAGUCCGCACCAGAUCUUGUCGCAGGUGUCCCCCGUAGCCGUCUUCACUCUUCUUUCUAUGACCCUCUUGCGCGCUUCACCACUGGAAGCGCACACACUACACCGUGAAUGAUACUCCCGGCAGACAUGACUUCCCGACAGCACUAUCUCGAUUCCCAUCCGAGCCUCAACGCCAGCAUGGACGACUUCGAUGCGCGCGAGUUCUCUCCUACGAUCCCCGACAUCCCUUCGCAACACUCUGGCUUCCGUAGCAAUCACCAGUCCGAAUACAGCGAAACCAGCUCGCGACGGAGCUACUCACCGCCAGCAUGGCGCAAAGCAGGCAGUGGGUGGUUCCAGCACCGUGAAGCCUUAUCGCCGAAUCGCAACGGAUAUAGAAGCAAAGAUGCGAGUCCGCAGUACCAGAGCGCAGACGAGGACACCGACGAUGGAGAUGUGACCGCAUACAAGACUGCCAGGCGCAUACCACUUCCUGAAUCGCCUGUCAAAGGUCGUAGUCCUGGAGUGACUCCAGAGCCUGCAGGAGUGCUUGCUGGUCCGGAUAGAGAAAAGUCGAGAGAUGCGGAGAGCACAGUACGGCAUGCAAGUGAGGAAACGCAGAGACCAGAGCAGGAAGCCGAAUACGCAGAGGCAGAAACGCCCACGCAGAAUAAUUAUAUACGCUUUUCUACUUCUCUCGACGUGGUACAGCGAACGGAACCCAUUGAAGCAUUGGUGGGCAAUAUCAGAAGGUCCAUACACCAUGUAACGAAAACCAAGUACAACACCGUAUUCUACGGGAUAUCAACCAUGUUGCUCUACUGGGUGAUGGCCACACUAUUGUCCACUCCCACCCAUGGUCCUUCGGUCGAUCUGAUCAAGGUCGCCAGUCUGGCCAAGUCGUUCGAACCCAGCAUAUACUAUUCUGAAAAUGGCCAUGCGCAGAUCGAGCAACUACAAGAGACGAGUGUAGCGGUCUGGGAUCUGGGAGAAAGUGUCCGAAGCACGAACAUGACGUCUGCGCCACAGAUUGUCAGUCAGCUCGACUCCUUAUCCGACAGUUUCAAAGCUUUGGCAAGGGAGAUGACGAGCUUCUUCACUUCUGUCGAUUCUGACAUUGAUGGCAUUCUUUUUGUCAUGGAGUGGGCGCAACGCGAACUUAGCAUGAUCUCGAGCGAACCACCCAGCACACUCGCUGCCGUGUGGUCCAAUGCGCGGGAUCUCCUUUCGCGCGUGGGCUUGAGUACUGACGGCACGGUCAUGCAGGAGCUGCUGGGACUCACAUAUCAACAACGAGCAAAAGCAACCUUGGAGCGCACAUUCUACGAGUUCUUGGGUGUUCUCGAGGAGAGCAUCAACAAUGAGCUGACGCACUCGGUGGCACUGUUCCAGCUCUUCGAGGCAGUCGACAAGCAGUUUCUGAAUCUGCAGCGUACUGUCGUACGAGAGCAAGACCAACAAGAGCGCAUGGAAAAUGACUUUCUGGGAAGUCUCUGGACCAAGGUCAUUGGCGUCAACGCAUCCAAGCUGCGCAAAUACGAAAAGAACAAGAAUUUGCUGCACUCGGUGCGAGAACGCACGGUGCGAAACAAGCACGUCCUUGUUGAUCAUAACCAACGCCUGGAACAGCUCAAGUCCAACCUCGAGAUUUUGCGGCGCCGACUCGUCAGCCCGCUAGUGCGAUCGAGCAACUCGAGUACGAUUACGAUUGAUGACCAGAUUAAAGGACUGGAGAUGACGUACCAGCAACUCAAAGGCAGCCGCGAAGUGCAGAAGCGCAAAAUGAUGGAGAUUGUGUAUGGCGCAGGCACGCGGAAAGUGAUUCUGCCCAAUGGUGCUGGUGCUGGUGGUGCCGCGCGCGAAAUCGAAGGCGGUGGCAGCUAUCGGUGACGUGGGGGAGUCAUGUAGGUACCUGGCUGUAGGUAGGUAGGUACGAUGGGGGCGAUUAUCGACGAGGAAACGAAUGAUCUGGAUGUGGAACGAAGGAGUCGGUAGGGCGUUGUAGGGGUGUUCUUGGUGUCCACAGUUGGAGAGGUUUUGGCUCUGAGGAUCUCUUGGAGUAGAUAUCUGAUUUCGUUUUUUUAACACAUGGUGUUGUUGGGAUGAAUGGGUAGGUGGUGAUGGGCUGCUUGGGCUUGGGGGUGGGCGGGAAUGAUGAGCCCUUGGAUCAGUGGGCAGUAACAUACACAGUUACCUUACCUUACCUUACCUAGGUAUUAACCUUCCAUACAUGUCCUUC